This is a messenger RNA of Habropoda laboriosa, 1291 nucleotides long. RefSeq names its product octopamine receptor beta-3R-like. The coding region runs from base 1 to 1260 and encodes 419 amino acids. Gene Ontology annotation, molecular function: octopamine receptor activity. The record is from RefSeq and is a predicted model, not a curated record. Gene Ontology annotation, cellular component: membrane. Gene Ontology annotation, biological process: adenylate cyclase-activating adrenergic receptor signaling pathway. NCBI's taxonomy places the organism in Eukaryota, Metazoa, Arthropoda, Insecta, Hymenoptera, Apidae. The transcript has 4 exons.
AUGGAAGUCAGUGAGCCAUCGGACGAGGACGUGGACCGAUCGAUAGGCAGGCUUAGCACCACUUCCGGCAUCGAUCGCCUCUCAGAGUCGCUCAACUCGAGCGUUCGCGACACGCUGCAAGCGGCCACCGUGUCUGCCGACUCUUAUCAGCCGCCUAACGUGAUUUUGACGGUGAUCAAAGGUGUGGUGAUGAUUGGUAUAAUCGUGACAGCGCUGAUAGGUAACGCGCUGGUGAUAGCGAGUGUUAGACGGCACAGGAAGCUACGUGUGCCGACCAAUCGUUACGUGGUCAGCCUGGCAGCUGCAGACUUUCUCGUCGCGGUUUGCGCGAUGUCUUUCAACGCCUCGGUCGAGCUGACCGGCCACUGGAUGUUUGGCAGGAUCAUGUGCGACGUAUGGAGCUCGCUGGACGUUUAUUUCUCCACAGCCUCUAUACUACACCUGUGCUGUAUAAGCGUGGACAGGUAUUACGCGAUCGUGAGGCCGCUGGAAUACCCGGCGAUCAUGAGGCGGCUGACAGUGACGUGUAUGCUGGGCAGCGCCUGGCUUCUGCCCGCUCUGAUCAGCUUCAUUCCCAUAUUCAUGGGAUGGUACACCACCGACGCGCACCUGGAGAAGCUCAGGAACAAUCCUCAGAUGUGCCAGUUCGUGGUGAACAAAACAUACGCCGUGAUAAGUUCCUCGGUCUCCUUCUGGAUCCCCGGUUUCGUGAUGAUUGUGAUGUACUGCAAGAUCUACAAGGAGGCUGUGCGUCAAAGGGAGGCACUGAGCCGCGCCUCGAGUAAUACCGUCCUAAAUAGUGUUCACCUACAUCGUGCAUCCACCUCGAGGCAUCAUUCUAGGGCGUCACAUCAAUUGUUGCUGCAUCCAAGCGAUGCCAGUGAUUUUGGCAGGCCUGUCUCUUACAGGACCGCCGCGGAGCUGAACGUGGAGAACGGCACUUCGAUACGACAGCAAACGAAGAGCUGGAGAGCCGAGCAUAAAGCUGCGAGGACGCUCGGAAUAAUAAUGGGCGCGUUCCUCCUUUGUUGGCUGCCAUUUUUCCUUUGGUACGUGACGACGUCACUGUGCGGCGAGGCCUGCUACUGUCCAGACUCGGUGGUGGCCGUCCUCUUCUGGAUAGGUUACUUCAACAGCGCCUUGAACCCGCUGAUCUACGCGUACUUCAACCGCGACUUCCGCGAUGCCUUCAAGGACACGCUGCAGAGCGCCCUGCCAUGUUGCGCGAGCUGCUGGAAAGCCCCGUCGCAGUUCGUCUAGCGGGAGAGACCCCCCUGAACAGUCGAGUCGA